This is a messenger RNA of Abrus precatorius (Indian licorice), 1910 nucleotides long. RefSeq names its product vesicle-associated protein 2-2. Bases 335 to 1561 code for a protein of 408 amino acids. Gene Ontology annotation, cellular component: endoplasmic reticulum membrane; plasma membrane. The record is from RefSeq and is a predicted model, not a curated record. The transcript is spliced from 9 exons. NCBI's taxonomy places the organism in Eukaryota, Viridiplantae, Streptophyta, Magnoliopsida, Fabales, Fabaceae. Gene Ontology annotation, biological process: endoplasmic reticulum membrane organization.
AAUAAUCCCACCAUUGAUCGCUCUGAUUCGAAGAAGAUCACGAUUCACACGCUUAUUCCCAUCCAAUGCCUCCAUUCUAAGCAUCUCUCUCUUUGCCUAGUUUAAACGCUGUCGUUUGUUCCGCUUUCCCUUUUAUUCUUGUUCGGAAAAACGACUCCUACUUGUACUAUUAUUGCUUCGCGGUGCCGUAAACGAGUUCAGUUCAGUUGAGUUGACUCGUUGAGCUGGGACGACUUGACUCGUUCUCCUCUUCUUCUCUGUCUUCUGCGUCGAAUCGAACUGCUUCAGUCAAACGCUGUCGUUUUAGGUGUUGAUCUCAGCCGAAGGAGUAAUCAUGAGCAAAGCUCCACUUCUCGAAAUUGAACCCAAGGAACUCAAAUUUAUGUUUGAGUUGAAGAAGCAAAGUUCAUGCUCGGUUCAAUUGACUAAUAACACCUACCACCAUGUCGCUUUUAAGGUCAAGACGACGUCGCCGAGGAAAUAUUCAGUGCGACCAAAUGUUGGGGUUCUCAUGCCAAAUGCUACUUGUGAAUUCAUAGUUACAAUGCAAGCCCAACGGGUAGCACCAGAAGAUAUGGUGUGCAAGGAUAAGUUCUUAAUCCAGAGCACAAUGGUUCCUGCUGAAACAGCCAGUGAAGAUGUUACUUCCAGCUUGUUUGUCAAAGAUGGAAGUAAAUACAUAGAGGAAAAUAAGCUAAAGGUGACACUGAUCAGCCCUCCUGAGUCACCUGAUCUCUCACCUAUUAAUGGAGACUUCAAGAAUGGUCUUGAUUAUGAAAAAAUUCCAAUAUAUAGUAAAGAUGAAAUCCAAUCCCCAGAACCCAUGGUUCUUAAAAAUCCAGACAUUGUUCAUGAGGUAUUAAAGCUUGAAGAGGAUUCAGAGUUGAAGCUUGAAGAGGAUACGGAGUUGAAGCCAGAACAUGAUGUGGGGUUGGACACUUUGAAGGUUGUAGGGGAGCCAAUAGAAAAAACUGGGUUAAAAGUGUCAAAAAAUGAGGAGUUGAGCAUAAUAAAGGAUGUUGAGGAACUCAAGCCACAAAAAAAGUUGGAGUUAGAAGUGUCAAGAGAUAUGGAUUUGAACAAUGUAAAGAAUGCAGAGGAGCUGAAACCUGAAAAAGCAGCAGAUUUGCAUGUGUCAAAAGUUCUUGAUUUUGGCACAAUAAAUAAUGUAAAAGAACUGAAGCCAGAAAAAGAAAAAGAGUUAAAAGUGUCAAAAGAUAUGGAGUUGAAAACAGUUAAGGAUGUUGAGGAUCCAAAGCAAGAAAAAGAAGCAGAGUUAAGAGUUUCAAAGAGUGUAGAGGAGCUGAAAUUAAUAAAAGCUAUUGAAGAGAUGAAGUUAAAACUAGAUGGACUUGAGUCAAAAUUAAAUGAGUCUGGAGUAACAAUAUCAAAGUUAACAGAGGAGAGGAGGCUAAGCAUUCAAGAGACAAAAAUCUUGCAAGAAAAAUUAGCAGAUCUUAUUGAUAAAGGUCCAAGAAAAGUUCAAGUCGGGUUCCCACUUUUAUAUGUCUGUAUGGUGGCGCUAAUCUGUGUCAUUUUGGGAUACCGAUUACACUCUUGAUGCCUGGGCAGUCAAUCAUCUGCAGGAAGCUACUAACAUUUUAAAUUUGCUCAAGUCUGUUAAUAACAAAAGUUUAGGCAUAAAUCCACUUUAUAAAAUGUAGUAGUAGGGGAUCUGUAUACUUGAGGGUCGAUGAUGUUCGAUCUGAUCUGUAGUCUAUAAUCAUGGACGUCUGUGCAUUUGUACAUGCAGAAUUGCCCACUUGUAAAAGUUCAUAUUAAUAUGAGAUAUAUGGAAGUCAAGUAGAUGAAUUCUGUGGAUAGUAGAAAACUGGAAACUGUUGGGUACGCUACUUGAGAUUGUUCAUUUCUCUGUAAUCUCGACUUUGAUCAGUGUUUCUCUGUGGGGU